GGAUCGCAGCUGAUCCGCUCAGUUCUGCAGCGGUACUCAGACGACUAAGAUCGGCGGACUAUAUAUAUAAAAGCGUCGCUAGAUAGUAACGGAGCAAGAUAGAGCAGGCACAUCCAUAGAGGGCCAGAAAGUAACGGGACCCGCGACAAGACAACACACUCGUGAAAGAGACACUCGCCAUUCAACACUCCGUCGAUAAGAUUAAACUAGGGCCCGAAAGAAUACUUAAUUAAAGCUAACGAAGAGCCAACAAUCAAGACAUAACCCGACCAGGUCUUAGCCUUAGAUAAUAGCCCAACUCGAGUGGCCAGUGAUUUGUGGCCAUUAUCGGUCGUCAGUUGAGAACCCCCGACGUACUUUAAUACAUAUGUGCAAAGAGUGAACGCGAAGCAACCAAGGAUGUACGUGGCCAACACCACCGGCGGCCUGAUGCUGCAAACCAUGUUGUACCUGGCCAAUCACACCAGCCGGGCGGCGGUGAACACCCUCGUCGAUCUGCCACCAGCCCCCAAAAGCGAUAUCAACGAGGUAAAGUGCUUCGGCGUCUACGGCUGCUUCCCCCUGAAUGGACCCUGGAACACGGUGACCCGAUCGAUCAACGUCCACCCGCAGAAGCCCUCGGAGAUCGAGCCUCACUUCACGCUGCACACGCGCCGGCAACUGGACCAGCCCAAAUACCUGGAUCUCAACGAUCCGGACAGCGUCCAGGGCAUGGGCAUCGAUCCGCGCGGCAAGAUCUUCCUGCUGGUCCACGGCUACCUGGAAUCGGGCGAGAUACCCUGGAUGUGGGACAUGGCCAAAGCCCUGCUCGCGUACGAGCCGGAGGGCAGUGCCUGUGCCGUGCUCAUCGAUUGGGGCGGCGGCGCCAGUCCUCCAUAUGUCCAGGCGGUGGCCAAUAUCCGGCUGGUGGGUGCCAUUACGGCGCAUGUGGUCCAUAUGCUGUACGAGGAGCUGCGACUGCCCAAUCUGGACAAUGUCCACAUCAUUGGCCACUCCCUUGGAGCCCAUCUAUCCGGCUAUGCGGGCUAUCAUCUGCAGCGCGACUUUGGCCUGAAGGCGGCCAGGAUAACGGGCCUGGACCCGGCUGCGCCGCUCUUCACCGACACCGAUCCCAUCGUGCGGCUGGACAAGACGGACGCCCACUUCGUGGACAUAGUGCACACCGAUGCCAAUCCGCUGAUGAAGGGCGGACUGGGCAUUAAUAUGCGGCUGGGACAUGUCGACUUCUUUCCCAACGGCGGCUUCGAUAAUCCCGGCUGCAACAAGAAGUUCCAGGACGUGGUCAAGAAAAAGACCCUCUUCCUGACCAUGCAGGAGUUCCUCGGCUGCAACCACAUCCGGAGCCAGCAGUAUUUCACGGAGAGCAUCGGCUCCAAGUGCCCGUUCCUGGGCAUCACCUGUGAUUCCUUUGAGAGCUUCAAGGACACCAAGUGCACCAGCUGCGAGGAGCCGGGCCACACCUGCCUGCGCAUGGGUUACCACAGCCAGGAGGACUACCAGGAGCAGGUGGAUCUCGGCCAGAUGCAACAGGGCGAUUCACCCGGCGUCUUUUUCCUGACCACCGGCGACCGGGCGCCCUUCUGCCGGCUGCACUACAGGAUCACGGUCCGUGUGUCGGGCCACGACGAGAGCACCCUACACGGCGGCGAGGUGGGCAUCCUCUCGGUCCAGCUGCACGGCAAGAAGAGCGGCAAUGCGAUCGGCAAGCGAACAGAUGCCUCGGCCACGGAACUGAUGCGAUUCUCGCCGAAGGCCAUGUACUUUGAGCCGGGCUACGAGUAUAAGGCUCUGGUGGCGGGACGAGACGUACGGGAGCCGGAGUACGCAAUCGUGAACUGGGAGUAUCCAACCAGCAUCCUGAAUCCCCUCACCUGGCGCAUCCUGUCCUCGCCAAGGAUCUACCUCGAGUACGUGCUGAUCGAGGCAAUGGAGUCCAGCGAACUCUACCUGAAGCUUUGUCCGCAGCACGAGGGCGCUAUUCUGGCAGGCGCCGAGAAUGUCCUGCGUUCCAAUUACUGCAGUGAUUAGAAUUCUUCUAGCUUUCGUAAUUUUUUUUUGUUAAUUUAAUUACACCUAAUUAUCCAAUUUGACUUCCGAGUUAGUAGUAGCUGCUUAAUCACAUGCUACUUUGCCGUGUAAGUAGCUAAUCCAUGAAUUUAAUUCGUUUUAUGUUAAGAUUUUGUAAAUUCCCGCUUAAAACAAGCAGAACAAGCUUGCUUGUGCCCCAUCUAUGGUACUAGCUUCUUGCUCCAUGAUGUGUUGUUUUUAUAGCGGCUUUAUAGCUGCGGCAGGAACAAUUUGUAUUUUAUUUAUAGUAUUGUUAUUAAUGCAUCCCCAACACAGCUAUUUAUAUUUGUUAUUUAAUUAUUUUUUUUACAGCAUCUAAAAUGUAUUU
Molecule: messenger RNA, 2395 nt
Organism: Drosophila serrata
Lineage: Eukaryota; Metazoa; Arthropoda; Insecta; Diptera; Drosophilidae
Product: pancreatic triacylglycerol lipase
Biological process (GO): lipid catabolic process
Molecular function (GO): lipase activity
Source: RefSeq, a predicted model, not a curated record